UCAUGUGAUCAAAACAUGGCCGGUAUAAGGUUUGUUUUUGUUCAUUAAUCGUUUCAUGUUUUAUCAAUAAAACUAGUUACGUUUGAUAUAGAGGAAGUAUGCUGAAUUAAUAAUCGUAUUAUUAUUUAAAGUGUAAUCGACUAAUCAUGCUGUCAACUCGUGAAAUGAUAUGAUUUGCUCCAAAUUUUCACUAGGCUUCCGAUGCAGUACUUAUCAUCAGAUCAUGUCUUGUGUAACUAUUUGUGUGCAUUCAAAUAAACUUCAUUUUUGGUUGGAGUAUGUACGUUGUAAUACUGUUUACUAUGUCUUUGUAUUGUGAGAUAAUGCUUUUUUUUUUUAUUUUUUUUUUUAGCUCAGCACAGUAAAUUAAUAAUUCUUAAUUAAGAAUCCUGUGGAUGAUAAGCUCCAUGAUACAGGUUGGGAACACUUCCCCUUUAGUGAGAUCUUCUCACUAAAAUGCGAUUAUCCCUCUUUAGCGAGAAAGUAAACAUUACCAUAAACAGGUGUUUUGAUUGAAAUUAAUGGCAAAUUCUGUGCAAUGGCAAUGCUGAAUAUUAAAGUAAGACGCACACGUCUUUAUAAAAUUGACAACACAGUAAAUAAAUUUCAUAUCAACGGUGCUGUAUAAGAGAGAAGGAGGCGGAAAUCCAAUUCACAUCAUGAGUUUUUUGUUUUAAUCUAUAUAUGUAAGACUCCAAAGUGUGAUGGUCUGGCACACCAAAGUGUGAUGGUCUGUCAUUUGUAGGCGCACCAUGUCGAAGUGCGAUAAUCUGGCACUCCAAAGUCCGAUGGUGUAGAGGUAAAGUUUGUGACGUCCCAUUAUUAUGUCGUCAUUCGUAACAUCUUUCAAAAUCAAACCGAAGAAAUGCAACAUCAGUUCGCCCCAACAAAGGUUCUUUCUGCUGGCACCAAUGUCUUCGGGAUAUUGGAGGAAGGCACAUAUGAUAAAGAUUGACAAGGACGAUAGCAAGGGGCAAGGGAUUAUGACAACAGCAAAGUACAUUUGUUGUCCAAGUAUCUACUUCACCCAAACAUGUUUUAAUGCACGAUCAUUUAUUACUUGUGACGUACACGUAAUAAAUUCCUGGGGGUAUGCUAUAAUGCAAAACAUUCUAUACGAUUUCAUGUUUGAAAAUUUUUUGUGUUUAAUAAAACGACAACUAAAUGGUAAUGAAAUAAGUUGUUAUUAUUAUUUUUUGCAUUGAUACUUUGGUGAAACAACACACAUUUGGUACAGUCUGUACCAAAAAACUGUGUGCAUUCAGUUUUGCAAACCAACGAACUUUGGCGUGUCACUCCAUUGCACUUUGGCGCAUUAAUAUCUACCAUCGGACUUUGGCAUAUCAGACCAUCUCACUUUGGUGUAUUUGUCUCACACCAUCACACUUUGGCAUGUCACACCAUCGCACUUUGGCGCAUGAGUGUGAACCAUGGCACUUUAGCUUGUCACACGGUCAGGGUUUGGCGCAGACCAUCACACUUUGGCGUGGCCAACGCUCUUUGGAGUCUUACAUAUAUUUAUCAAAGUUUCAGACGUUUUAGCGCUUUUUCUUCUUUUCACAUGAAACAUGAAGAGAUAUACUCUGUUGGUGUUUUUCUCGGUUGUACGGGAUAUAUUUACUCUUGUUAAAGAAAGAGGGAUAAUUGUGUUUUUGCGAGAAUAUCUUGAUGUAGGGGAGGUAUUCUCAACCUGUUAUAAUACACUGUACAAUAUUACUUGGAGAACUAGAAUGACAAUGGUGUAGGCUAUUCCAAAUUAUUUUUACAUAGAGCAGAUUCUGUUACAUAUUUACCACAGUUUAUGUGCUCAUGAAUUGCAAACUUUAAGAGUUUCAUAGUGAUCAGAGAACUAGGUUGGAUAGCUGUAAAGUAUAAGAGUAAUUACCAGACUUGACAUUUUGGGUGUGUAACAGGAAGGGAGAAAAUACAACAGACCACACUGGGAUUUGGGUGGUUGUAAUGAAUGUGUUUGUUAAAAGUAUGUUACACAAAAAUUUUUAUCAUUGUUUUUUUUUGGGGAGGGGGGAUUGUUGCAUUUUGCAUAUUGAACUUAUUUAUGUUAAAUGUCAACUGAAAAAGAAUGAAAACAAAACAAACAUUGAACAUAUAUCUUUUGCAGGAAAAAUGGAGUUGGAAUUUUUUUCAUAUAUGAUCAUACAAUGCUCCAGAAAGAGGAAGAUGACUUAAAAGAUGCCAUUCUCUAUUUUUAUCCCCCAUUUGUAAGUAAAGGUUGAGGAGAAUGACCAGUGUGCUAUGUGUGGCCAGUUAAUGGGGAUGUCCGAGUUCCUUUCCUGCACCAUCAGCCAGUCUCCACCAUGCAUCUUUUCCCUGAAGAAAGGAAAGUACUGUCUGAAAAGGAUAGGAGACUACAGCUUUGGACUAGAAGGAAACUUUGGAGACUCCAAUAACCAAUUAAAACAACAACUGGAUUUCCUCUAUAACUCCUUUGUCAUGUAUUGUGGAAGCAUACUGAACAUAAAACAUCAAUAUUCUGGUGACCACAAGGGAUUUUUGCGAGAGCUUCGGGGUAUCUGGGAUAUUCUGUACCCAUGUGGUUCAUGGCAUGACAGUUUUCUUACGCAAGCAUUCCAGAUUCAACCUUCCUUAAACAUUCCAAAGGGUAAAGGAGAGCUCUUUCUACAGGCUUCCAACAUUUUGCAGUCCAGCCAGAGGAGGCCCGGGGUCUUGGUGGGACUUAUCAUGUACAAAAACAGAGUUCUGUGUACUCAGGCUUCACCACAACUCAGUAGAAAACUCAUAUUGGUCACCCCACAGCUUCCGUGUCUCUCUCUCAACACAGAAGAUAACCUCCCAGUGGGAAUCAGAUUAGUCACUAUAUUUUUAACAAAUGAGGAAUAUUCUGCAAUAAGAGUGAAGAGAAAUGCUGGUAAUCAACACUGUAAAUCCUCUAAAUUUGUUUGGACAACCUACAAUUCUGAAAAUCAAUCAUCCGGGAGAGCUCAAAGUAGAGGAGACAACUCCAAACGGAAAGAAAUGGAGAUAAUUCCAGAAAAAUCGGAAACGUUGUCAAUGAGUGAAAGGGACAAGGGCUAUCUCUCCGAUACCUCAGUAGAAUCAAGGAAGAGUAAGAAUAAUAUACGAAAGAGCAGCAAUUUAUGGACACCUGCUGACCAUCCCACACAGAUUACUCAGGGCUUUGAAUCUCCAUCACAGCAGAUGCCAAAUGUAGAACAAGAUGUAGAUGUUACCAUUAGUGACUUAGACAAUGACAGUCCAAGGAGAUCAAGUGAGGUGCUAUUUAAAGAAGAGGAAUCAAAGAAUAAUCAAGACUGUGUUCAACAUAAUGUUCUUAAUAACAUUUCAUGUAGUUCUAAUGAAAGUAUGACACAUAAUGAUAGGAAUGAUAUGAGUUCAGAGGUCACAGUAUUGGCAGAGGUUCAUCAGAUUGUUAAUUCCCAAGAAACAAAUGGUAUACAGGAAGUUGUCCAGACAGAAAGUGCCGCAAAUCGUUGUGAAAUUGAAAUACGAGUAGAGAAUCUGGAUGUAGAGGACACUGAGAAGGUUUCUGAGGAAAAUCCCCCCGAUGUGACAGUGUUAAAUAUGAUGAAUAGGUUACCAUUAGCCAGGACACCAGAAAUACUGUCUGACAUUGAAACUGUGGACAGCAGACUAUCUGGGUCUGAAUCUCCUGAAAUUCACACAGCUGCUGAGUCUAAUUCCUCUGCUGACCAAGUGAAAGAGAGGCUAGAAUUUACAGCAGUGUCGUCAGGGGUAGGGGUGUCAGGGGAUGAAAUGAGUGACAACAAUGUGCUUGAAGAACGUGUUCCUACCAGUUCAGUCAACAGCAGUAUUCCAAGCUCUAAAUACUCAUCAUUCUUGUCCAGUAAAUUUGACUCCCUGACCAGUGAAAGCACGGUUUUGGAAGAAGGCGCUUGGUACCCUGGACUUGAUGACCUUCAGGAUGCCAUUUUAUAUAUUCAAGGUCACUCUGAGAUCUCACUUCUUCUGCUGUUGGAAGGCACCAAAGUUCCUGACCACAAUACAAUUCAAAGUUUGUGGAAAAAUGCCCUUCCACAACUGGCAGACCUAGACAGUUCUUUGAAAGAUGUCCUUGAAGAUUCAGCUGAAAGUUCUUUGGAUAUGUCAUCUUGCCUACAGUAUGAUUCUUUCUUUAACAGUCUUUCAGGAAAUGUUGUACAACCAGUAACUAGCCAGGAAGAAGAGUUUCAGAAAUUGGCAGGCGCCAUGCAUUACGCAUUCAAAGAGAACCAGAAUAUUACAGAUAGUUUGUUUCAGUCUCAUUCUACCUACUGCCUGGGACACAGGAACGAUAGUGAAGAAAUUUACCUAUCAUCACAGGAAAUGGACACCAAAGGCCUCAAGACCAACAUAUCUAUGAUCUCUAGUUUACAAUCAAGUUUAACCAAGAGCAAGGAUAUUACACUUUUAUAGUAUCACUGGUUAAGUCUUGCUCAAAUUGUUUGUGUACUAUAUGUAGCAUAAUCUAUGGGCAUGUUUUAAGAAUAUUUUACAAAUUGUCAGUAAUUUAUAUUAUUUAGAUAUACCCAACUGCUAUUAUAAGGUAUAUCUGAUAUGUGCUCUGUGAUAUAUUCCUAGAAUCAUUUUUUAGAUUAUGUGUAGAUGAUUGCAUGCUUAAACAUAUCAACAUUUUAUUUUCUAAUGCAGGCGUAUACAUGAAGUAUUAAUUUAUUUUCUAAUACAGACGUAUACGUGUAGUAUUAAUUUAUUUGCAAAUGCAUGUGUAUUUGUUGUCAUAUAUUUUGUUGACAGUGUACAAGGUUAUGUUGAAUUGUACAAUAACAGACUGCUAGGAAGCAAUUUCAUUUUGUUGACAGUGUACAAGGUUAUGUUGAAUUGUACAAUAACAGACUGCUAGGAAGCAAUUUCAAAGAGUGUAUGUGUUGGAAGAGGGGCAUAUUCUUGGAUGUAUUUCGAUUUGGUAAAGAAGUAAUUUUUUUUUAAAUUUGAAAAAUGGCACCUCUUUAUUUUCUACUGUCAUGAUCAGUUAAUCACUCAUUUCUCAGUUUGGAUUGUGAAAGUCUUCAUUCCUCAUCAUGUGUAUGAAUGAUUGCUUAUUCCUUACGAUGUGCCAAAGCUAUGUAAUGAUUGGUGCUAACUUCAUUUUGAUAAUAGUGAUGUAAGUUUCCCCUGUACACGAUAAACAUCAUUAACAGAU
This is a messenger RNA of Ostrea edulis (European flat oyster), 5158 nucleotides long. RefSeq lists its product as uncharacterized. The coding region runs from base 2254 to 4413 and encodes 719 amino acids. NCBI's taxonomy places the organism in Eukaryota, Metazoa, Mollusca, Bivalvia, Ostreida, Ostreidae. Gene Ontology annotation, biological process: vesicle-mediated transport. The transcript has 12 exons. The record is from RefSeq and is a predicted model, not a curated record.